Messenger RNA from Euleptes europaea (tarantolino), 3199 nucleotides. It is a transcript of the gene NEMF, whose product is annotated as nuclear export mediator factor. The record is from RefSeq and is a predicted model, not a curated record. Gene Ontology annotation, cellular component: RQC complex. Gene Ontology annotation, molecular function: ribosomal large subunit binding; tRNA binding. Gene Ontology annotation, biological process: ribosome-associated ubiquitin-dependent protein catabolic process; rescue of stalled cytosolic ribosome. The coding region runs from base 14 to 3199 and encodes 1061 amino acids. The transcript is spliced from 33 exons. Lineage: Eukaryota; Metazoa; Chordata; Lepidosauria; Squamata; Sphaerodactylidae.
CUCCGUGUCCGCCAUGAAAUCCCGUUUCAGCACCGUCGAUAUCCGGGCGGUGAUAGCUGAGCUCCGCCACAGCCUCUUAGGAAUGAGAGUAAACAACGUUUAUGAUGUGGAUAAUAAGACGUACCUCAUCCGCCUUCAGAAGCCGGACUGCAAGGCGACGCUUCUCCUGGAAUCUGGCAUUCGGAUUCACACCACCGAAUUUGAGUGGCCCAAGAACAUGAUGCCAUCUGGCUUUGCAAUGAAGUGUCGCAAGCAUCUGAAGACCAGGAGGCUUGUGAGCGUGAAGCAACUCGGCGUUGACAGAAUAGUAGAUUUCCAGUUUGGGAGUGACGAAGCAGCCUAUCACUUGAUCAUCGAGCUGUACGACAGGGGGAACAUAGUUCUUACUGACUACGAAUACCUAAUCUUAAACAUCCUGAGAUUUCGCACCGAUGAAGCGGAUGAUGUCAAAUUUGCGGUCCGGGAGCGCUACCCUGUUGACAGUGCCAAACCAGCGUCGCCUUUGCCCAGUUUGGAAAGGCUGACAGAAAUAAUAACCACCGCACCUAAAGGAGAACAGAUAAAGAGAAUUCUAAACCCCCACCUUCCUUAUGGAGUCACACUCAUUGAGCACUGCCUUAUAGGAACAGGAUUUUCAGGUAGUGCCAAAACAGACCAGAUGGAAAGCAAAGAUUUUGAAAGGCUACUCGUUGCUUUACAAAAAGCAGAAGAAUAUAUGGAAACGUUGGACAGCUUUGAUGGGAAGGGUUUUAUCAUCCAGAAGAGGGAGAAAAAGCCGAGUUUGGAACCAAACAAACCCACAGAAGAAAUCCUCACAUACGAGGAAUUUCACCCGUUCUUGUUUUCGCAACAUUCAAAAUGUCCGUAUGUGGAGUUUGAGUCUUUCAACAAGGCAGUGGAUGAAUUCUACUCCAAGUUGGAAAGCCAGAAAAUAGACUUGAAGGCGUUGCAACAGGAGAAACAAGCAUUGAAAAAGCUGGAAAAUGUUCGGAAGGACCACGAGCACAGACUAGAAGCGCUUAAUCAAGCUCAGGAAAUUGACAAGGUGAAAGGUGAGCUUGUGGAAAUGAACCUGGAGACCGUCGACCGAGCCAUCCAGGUGGUCCGGAGUGCCUUAGCCAACCAGAUUGACUGGACGGAGAUCAGCGCCAUUGUGAAAGAGGCCCAAGCCCAGGGGGACCCGGUGGCCAGCGCCAUCAAAGAGCUGAAGCUGCAGACCAACCACAUCACCAUGCUCUUGAAGAACCCGUACUCACUCUCGGAUGCGGAGGAGGAGGAGGAAGCAGCGGCGGAAGAGGAGGCAGCAGAAGAACCGAAGGGGAAGAAGAAGAAGCAGAAAGGCAAGCCGCUGAGGAAGCCUCUGAAAAACCAACCUUUGCUUGUAGAUGUGGACCUCAGUUUGUCUGCCUAUGCCAAUGCCAAAAAGUAUUAUGAUCACAAGAGGCAUGCGGCCAGGAAAACUCAGAAGACUGUGGAAGCAGCGGAGAAGGCAUUCAAGUCGGCAGAGAAAAAGACCAAGCAGACUCUGAAAGAAGUCCAAACAGUUACCACCAUUCAGAAGGCUAGAAAAGUUUACUGGUUUGAGAAAUUCCUGUGGUUCAUUAGCUCUGAAAAUUACCUUGUUAUAGCUGGAAGAGACCAACAGCAAAAUGAAAUGAUCGUCAAGAGGUAUCUGAGCCCAGGUGACGUCUAUGUCCACGCUGAUCUCCACGGGGCGACCAGCUGCGUCAUCAAGAAUCCAACAGGGGACCCCAUCCCACCACGGACGCUCACAGAGGCAGGCACGAUGGCUCUGUGUUACAGCGCAGCCUGGGACGCUCGAGUCAUCACUAGCGCCUGGUGGGUGUAUCAUCACCAGGUGUCUAAAACCGCACCCACCGGAGAGUACCUGACAACGGGAAGCUUCAUGAUCAGGGGGAAAAAGAAUUUUCUCCCACCUUCCUAUCUGAUGAUGGGCUUUAGUUUCUUAUUUAAGGUGGAUGACUCCUGUAGUUGGAGACACAAAGGUGAGCGGAAGUCUAAAGUGCUAGAAGAAGACAUGGAGACUGUGACCUAUAGCACCAGUGAGCUGGCAGAAGAAGAAACCGCACCCUUGGACACCAGCAGCGACGAGGGCGAGAGGGGCGAGCCCAAAGAGAAGCCUGAGGAAGGCUCGACUGAAGGGCGCCCUCCAGAGGCUGAUGGGGACUGGGCAGGUGAUGCCCUGGCUUCAGAGGGUUCCUCCAGUGAGGAGAAUCCCAACUCUGAGGAAGAGGACGAAAAGGCUCAGGAACUGAGGGAGAAGGACCAGGAGGAGGAGGAGGAGAUCAGCUUUCCAGACACAACCAUUGAACUCUCACACCUGCAGUCCCAAAGAGCCCAGCUGAAAUCUGCUCCCAAAGAAGACACAGCGAGCUUAACUGAUGGAAAAUCCCAGAGCCGAAGGCAUCUCUCAGCCAAGGAGAGAAGAGAGAUGAAGAAGAAACAGCAGCAGAGUGACCCCGCCAGUGAUUCGGACCCCCCAAAGGGGAAGGAAGAGGAAGAGGUGGCUCAGCUUCCACCCCCUCCCAGUGGGAACAAGAACACAGCUGUCCAGCAGCCAGUCAAGAGGGGACAAAAGAGCAAGCUGAAAAAAAUGAAGGAGAAGUACAAAGACCAGGACGAGGAGGACCGUGAGCUCAUCAUGAAACUGCUGGGGUCUGCUGGGUCGGUCAAAGAAGAGAAGCCAAAGAAAGGCAAGAAAGGGAAAGCGAAAGACGACGCCACAAAGAAACCGCCCCAGAAGCCAAGGGCAAGCCCAAGGGUGGCAGAGCUGGCCAGGAUCAAGGAAGGAGCCCCUAUGUUGGAAGAACAUCUGGAGGAACAGCCGGAUGAGAAGGAGGAGCAGGACCAAGAUCAGCACGCCAGCGAGGAAGCAGAGACUCUCUUAGACUCACUGACUGGGCAGCCCCAUUCAGAAGACAUCCUCCUCUUCGCCGUCCCCUUCUGCGCACCUUACACUACCAUGACAAACUACAAAUACAAAGUCAAGCUGACGCCAGGCACCCAGCGGAAAGGGAAAGCUGCCAAGACCGCCUUGCAUAGCUUCAUGCAGUCCAAGGAGGCGACCCCACGGGAGAAGGAUCUCUUCCGCAGCGUGAAGGAUACAGACCUCUCCAGAAAUAUUCCAGGCAAAGUGAAGGUAUCUGCUCCAAAUCUCCUGCACACAAAGAAGAAGUAA